AUGACGUUUUUACCAGCUGGACAUACUGGAAUGUGGCACACGUACCUAGGUUUCUUGAGACCAGUAGCCAUUUCUUUCCUCCAAUUGGUGGGCAAGGCUGAUAUUGCUCAGGAUAUGACCACAAAGCUGUGGGUGACAUGUGGACAAGGUACUUUGGAUACGGAGGACUUUUCCAACAUUCUGAAGAGCCGAUUCAUUGAAGGAGGAGUUGCACCUCUUGGCAUUUCGCAAUGGCAACAUGUCUCUGUAGCUAUUACGGAUGCUCACAUCAAAAUUGCUCCUCCACCUGUUGCUGAAGGGGAAAACUCAAUGUUUGAUUACAGAGCGCCCAAGCGCUCCGCUAUGGCAAUCAGGCCUGGAGCUUGUGUGGAACCAUUGCUCCGAUAUUCCGGAGUGAUGGCUAAUAGAGCGCUUAUCUUUUUGUGGCUUUCAGAAGUCGAUAUGGCCUUGCUAGCCCCACCCUCACCUCUACGCUCAAGUUCCCGUAAUCGUACCGCUCCUAAUAGCCCGCGAAUGGUUCCCACCUCAGCCGAUUCUCGAUUGUCGCUCAGUGUGACCAAUCCAAUUUCAUCUGAGACUGGUAAAGGUGACACUGGAACUGAUCAAUCCCAAGCCAAAGAAAAAAGUAGCAGCACUCAAAAGAAAAAUAAACGAAAGAAGAAAGGCAAGAAGAAGAAAACACAAGAGGAGAUUGAGGUUUCAUCUGAUUCUGCCAAUGAUGAACCGAGUCGCAAAAGGGGUAAAUCUAACAAGAUUAUCCCAGCUCCGAUAGAAUUGGAUCUUGAUCAAGAUGAUGGUGUCUCUGAAACCAUGGAGACAUCUUUGAGUCAACUUUAUGCCAGCACUUAG
Messenger RNA from Melampsora larici-populina 98AG31, 849 nucleotides. RefSeq lists its product as uncharacterized. The transcript has 6 exons. The coding region runs from base 1 to 849 and encodes 282 amino acids. NCBI's taxonomy places the organism in Eukaryota, Fungi, Basidiomycota, Pucciniomycetes, Pucciniales, Melampsoraceae. The record is from RefSeq and is a predicted model, not a curated record.